Messenger RNA from Salvelinus fontinalis (brook trout), 1771 nucleotides. Its product is annotated as protein phosphatase methylesterase 1-like. The transcript has 14 exons. The record is from RefSeq and is a predicted model, not a curated record. NCBI's taxonomy places the organism in Eukaryota, Metazoa, Chordata, Actinopteri, Salmoniformes, Salmonidae. Gene Ontology annotation, molecular function: protein methylesterase activity. Bases 209 to 1336 code for a protein of 375 amino acids. Gene Ontology annotation, biological process: protein demethylation.
GUUGAGAAUAGUGAGCAGUAUGCAAACAUAUCCCAGAGUGCAAUGUGGCAAUUGGCAAACGGGUAAUGUUGUGGGACGAUAAACACAUUUUGUGGUUGUCAAUUUAUAGCUGCUAAUAGCUGACCGGUACUGGAAGAAAAUCGUAUGGUUCGAAGGAGGGGGAAGAUUUGGUGUUUGACUGAACGGCAUUGGCCCCGCGUUCGACAGCAUGGAGAAACAGUUGCAUUUGAAUGUGUUAGCUUCCAGACCUCCCGUGUCAGGAGGCUUGCAGUCGCGGUCUAAAAUGAGAAUGGGACCUGGACGGAAGAGAGACUUCUCCCCUCUGUCCUGGAGUGAAUACUUUGAAGCAAUGGAAGAUGUAGAAGUGGAAAACGAUAACGCCAAAGAUACGUUCAGAAUCUACUGCAGUGGCCAGCAUGGUCCUGUGCUGCUCCUGCUCCAUGGAGGAGGACACUCUGCUCUCUCCUGGGCUGUGUUCACUGCGGUGAUAUACAACAGAAUUAACUGCCGGGUGGUGGCUAUGGACCUCAGGGCCCAUGGUGACACCAAAGUAAAGAAUUCUGACGAUCUCUCAGCGGAAACCAUGGCCAAGGACAUUGGCAAAGUGGUAGAAGCACUCUAUGGCGAAAACCCACCUCCGAUCAUGAUGAUUGGACACAGCAUGGGUGGAGCUAUAGCAGUUCAUACCGCUGCAGCAAACCACGUGCCGUCUUUACUUGGCCUGUGUGUGAUUGAUGUCGUUGAAGGCACAGCAAUGGAUGCCUUAAACAGUAUGCAGAAUUUCCUCAGGAGUCGACCAAAGACCUUUAAGUCUGUGGAGAAUGCCAUUGAGUGGAGUGUGAAGAGUGGACAGAUCCGAAACGUUGAGUCAGCCCGGGUGUCCAUGGGAGGCCAGGUGAAAAAAUGUGAGGAACACCUCAACAGUCCAGGCGUCUCCAAGAGCAUCAGUGACGGCAUCAUUGAAGAGGAGGAGGAAGAAGAGGAAGGAGAAUCCAACCACAAAAGAAAGAAGGAGGAUGACCAAGAGGUGAAGGAGACCCUUUAUACCUGGCAGAUUGAUCUGUCAAAGACAGAGAAGUACUGGGAGGGCUGGUUCAGUGGCCUGUCUGCCCUAUUCCUUUCCUGUCCUGUGCCAAAACUGCUCCUGCUCGCUGGUGUGGACAGGCUUGACAAAGAUCUCACAAUUGGACAGAUGCAAGGGAAGUUCCAGAUGCAGGUGCUCCCUCAGUGUGGCCAUGCUGUCCAUGAGGAUGCCCCUGAAAAAGUAGCAGACGCUUUGGCCUCGUUCAUGGUCCGUCACAAGUUCACUGAAUUUAAGGAGGGUUUCCUGUGCUAAUGGGACCCAAAUAAACUACAUAGACAAGUGCCCGUUUUUCCCUGGACCCAUCCAGCAGUCAUGGAGGAGUUGCCUGGAGCCUCAUGAACACCAUCUUCUGUCAAUUACUCCCAACUACGAUAAAAUAAUGUUCAUGAGCACUAUAUAACACUAUACAAAAUUCUUAGCACUUAAAUUGGUAAAAAAUAUAAUUUAAAUGUAUUAUUAUUAUUAUUACUACUACUAUUACUUUGACACUUAUGGUUUUGCCUUUUUUUCUUUUCUUUGAAAGCAGGGAUUUUGUUUCACCCAUCCCACUCAACUUUUUUUCCCGUUUUUUUCUGUGAUGCCUUGCCUGUUUCUUGUUACAUUUUGGCUAACUGCAUCUUGUUGUGCUAUGUGUUUAAUGUUGUUGGAUUUUAAGAAUGAUGAAUAAAAAUGGAAAUGGAAAAGGAA